Aureobasidium subglaciale EXF-2481 is the source of this 1166-nucleotide messenger RNA. RefSeq lists its product as uncharacterized. NCBI's taxonomy places the organism in Eukaryota, Fungi, Ascomycota, Dothideomycetes, Dothideales, Saccotheciaceae. The record is from RefSeq and is a predicted model, not a curated record. Bases 286 to 1023 code for a protein of 245 amino acids. The transcript has 2 exons.
UACAACUCACGCCUCACAAAAGUUGCUUCUACCUAUCGACAUCAGGCCUAAACAUUCGAUCAACUUCUUCACCUGCACCGUUAAGACGGCUAUUGAGUUCCUCACUCAAACAACGAUACGGCUAGUGAAUGCUACUAAUUUGAGACCGGUGCAUCUACUGGACACAUCCGACAAGUUGUCACUGACGACGAUUCUGUGAUCAUUACUCAUCUCGACAAGCUUUUCGUCCGACUCCUGCCUCGGCAAUUCGGCAGCUCAGCGAUACCGCGAGGCCUGUCUGUCACAAUGUCGUGUCCAGAGCCUAUGGACGAGGCUCCUUCACCCCUCUUGCCAGACGCCAAGCCAACCGGAUUAGACCUAAACAACGGAGGUGAUCCAGAGACGCACGGAGAAAUUCCUGAGGAACAACUUGCUUUCUUUGCGCGAAUGAGUAACGUCUCCGCCUAUCCAACCAUUGAGGGCGAAACUGUCGAAGAGCUCAAGGAGCGACACCAAGAAGCUAAGAUCGCCAUCGAAAAUUCUCUGAGAAACAAUACCCUGGUCCCCGAAGAGCGAGUGAUCUUCGAAUCAUUACACAAGCAGUACCUGGCGGCAGAGGCAGAGCAAAAUGAACCCAAACAGCACAACACUGAAGAAACCGGCAACGGCAAUAAGCGCAGAAGAACUUCCAGCCCGUCCUUGUUCGUGAGGCCGGACGAGAAACCCUGUGCCGACGCGAUCGAUUUGGCUGGAGCGUCGCCCAGCUUAAAGAGAAAGCUUGAGACAGAACCAGUACAGUCGCCUACGAUCGACAAACCAGCAAAGGAGAAUGAGACUAUUCGACAGUCGCUGGACUGUUUAGUCGCAGAGGCUCCGGAGCACAAGAAGCAAGCAGCGAUACGUGACAGGACAAGAGUUCUACACGCAGUCAGCCAGUUCCCUCCAGACGAGAUACAAUAUCUUGGAGACGGAAAUUGGACGAUCGGCGGUGUUAUCACUCCUCUCAGAACUCAUCAGGUCAUCAAUGUUGGUUUCAUGAGAUGACGAGAAAAGGCCACAAGCGGUUCGAAGGGUGGCAUCCUGGCUGACCAGAUGGGCCUUGGUAAGACUGUCUGCAGUCUGACAAGUAUGGUUCAGGGCAAGUCUCUAUGUGGCCCAAGAGAAUCCACUACUAGUCUGGUCAUCGU